Messenger RNA from Psilocybe cubensis, 843 nucleotides. RefSeq lists its product as uncharacterized. The record is from RefSeq and is a predicted model, not a curated record. The coding region runs from base 1 to 843 and encodes 280 amino acids. Gene Ontology annotation, molecular function: oxidoreductase activity. The transcript has 3 exons. Lineage: Eukaryota; Fungi; Basidiomycota; Agaricomycetes; Agaricales; Agrocybaceae.
AUGCCCGGUUUAACGUCGCCUGUAUCUGUGACUACCACUCUUCAUUAUUUCACACCUCCAGCUGGAGGAGAAAGGGCGUACCAAAAGGCACUCGUGGACCCUGUUACAGGCGAGCGUACUGCUGAGAAGAAUUUUGACACCGAGGAACGGCCAAACAUUGUGAUUGAAAAUCUGCGUGGGAGGGAAGAUUCUGUAUCUCUUGAUAAAACGGGUUUCCAAUACUUUAUCCACCCGCCGAAACACACUUCGUUCACGAAUGACGACGAAAUCAAGGCGGAAUACUAUCCCGAAAGUAUUGAGCUCAUAAAGAAAUUAACCGGAGCCACUCGGGUAGUCAUUUUCGAUCACACCCUACGUCGUCGAAUCCCUGGUCAAAAAUCUCCAUUUAAUGCCCCGGUUGCCCAAGUGCAUGUCGAUCAAUCCUCGAAGGCAUCUAUCGCCCGUGUUCAUAGGCACCUCCCACCUUCGGAUGUCCCUCAGCUCUUGGAAAAACGUUUCCAAAUAAUUAACUUGUGGAGGCCAAUUAAGCACGCUGCCCUCGACUGGCCUCUGGCACUUUGCGACCACACCAGCGUUGAUCCUGCAGACAUAGUCCCUGUAGCACUUAUUUACCCAGAUCGAGAGGGGGAAACGCUAGGUGUUAAGUAUAAUCCAAACCACAAAUGGAAGUACCUUCGUGGUAUGACUCCAGAGGAAGGUGUGCUGAUCAAGUGCUUUGAUUCUAUCCAAGAUGGCAGCGUGGCCGUAUUUACUCCCCACACUGGAUUUGAAGAUCCUUCUACACCUGAGGGUGCUCCUUUCAGGGAGUCAAUCGAAAUCAGAACUCUUGUGUUCUAUGAUUAA